Penicillium waksmanii is the source of this 831-nucleotide messenger RNA. RefSeq names its product Frag1/DRAM/Sfk1 family protein. Bases 1 to 831 code for a protein of 276 amino acids. Lineage: Eukaryota; Fungi; Ascomycota; Eurotiomycetes; Eurotiales; Aspergillaceae. The transcript has 4 exons. Gene Ontology annotation, cellular component: plasma membrane. The record is from RefSeq and is a predicted model, not a curated record.
AUGUGGAUCGUUUCAUUUUGGGUGUUUCCGUUGAUAUCGGCAUGCAUGUGGGUUGCGAUGUUAAUUGCCAUGUUGGUCACUUGGGUUGUUCAGGGUGAACCGCACUAUGCUAGUAUGGAUCAGAGUAUUGCGUAUAUCUCCGACGUCGGUGCCCAAGGCCUAAAACCACUAUUCGUCGCCGGAAGUGUCGUCACAGUCGUCUUCUUGGAUCUGGCCUUCCUCUCUGAGCGCUGGUUGCGUCAUGCUGGUCAACUCGCUCCGAAUAAAGGCAAAUUCGACAAGGCGUGCGCUAUUGCCUCGCUUUUCUUCGCGGUUGCGGGUGCGGCGGGGUUGAUUCUUUUGUCUAUUUUCGACACGCUUCGUCAUCCGAAGCUUCAUGAUGGAUUUCUGGCUCUGUUCCUCGUCGGCUACAUUAUAAGCGCAAUCCUAAUCUGCGCCGAAUACCUCUGGAUCGGAAUCUUCUACCGCUCGCAACACCGCAUCCUACUAGCCAGUUUCAUCAUCAAACUAGCCUUCAUCAUCAUCGAAGUCGGUCUCGCAAUCGGAUUCGGCAUUUGCAUGAAUUCGAAAAGCAUCCAUAAGAAGAAUGUCGGCGCCAUCCUGGAAUGGGUUAUUGCGUUUGUCUUCACGGGUUAUGUGCUUUCUUUCGUGAUUGAUUUGUUGCCAUCUGUGAGGACGCGCAGACAUUUGCCUCAGGGUGAGAAGUAUCGUCAUGGUAGUGGCAGUGAGUCGGGAGGCGAGUCUGCGCCUGCGACGGCUUCUAUUGAGGAGCCCUUGACGACGGACUCGGUUGGUCCUCAUCCGAAUUUUUAUCGGGGGCAGAGGGUUUGA